GGGGAAUCGAGAAGUCGUGUCUAUGCAAGCAUAGUGCGCGAUGUGCUCGACCUGACGAAUUUCCAACGAAGACAAUCGACAACCGGGGAUCGAUAAUCAAACAACGAAAAUGGAUUGGGAGAACCGAACAGUGUCGCUGCUACUUUGCUUAAGCAUUCUGCUUGCGACGAUUCACAACGGUAACGCCGAACGCAAGAUCGUAUGCUAUUAUACAAACUGGUCGAUCUAUCGACCAGGCACUGCCAAGUUCUCACCGCAAAACAUCAAUCCGUAUUUAUGCACCCAUCUAAUCUACGCUUUCGGUGGUUUCACCAAGGACAAUGCCUUGAAGCCUUUCGACAAAUACCAAGACAUCGAGAAAGGUGGAUACGCCAAGUUCACUGGCUUAAAAACAUACAACAAGAACUUGAAAACCCUGUUGGCUAUCGGAGGUUGGAACGAAGGUUCCAGUAGGUUUUCUCCGAUGGUUGCCGACCCUGACAGAAGACGAGAAUUCGUCAAGAACGCCAUAAAGUUCCUUCGAAAGAAUCACUUUGACGGUCUCGAUCUCGACUGGGAAUAUCCAGCUUUCAGGGACGGUGGAAAGCCUCGGGACAAAGACAACUAUGCCAGUUUGGUGCAGGAACUGAGAGAGGAGUUUGAGAGGGAGUCUUCAAAGACCGGAAGACCGAGACUUUUACUAACGUUGGCGAUGCCAGCUGGUAUCGAGUACAUCGACAAAGGCUACGAUAUUCCUAGAUUAAACGAAUACUUGGAUUUCAUCAAUCUUUUAUCGUAUGACUACCAUUCGUCUUACGAACCAGCCGUCGAUCAUCACUCUCCUCUGUAUCCUCUGGAAGAGGACAACGAAUACAAUUACGACACCGAGUUAACGAUCGAUUACACUGUGAACUAUCUGCUGAAAAAGGGUGCCUCUCCGGGCAAGAUAAUCCUAGGAAUUCCAACGUACGGCCGAUCCUACACGCUUUUCAACGAGGAUGCCACUGAUCUGGGUUCACCGGCCGAUGGUCCAGGAGUCGAAGGCGACGCGACCCGCGAGAAAGGCUACCUCGCUUACUACGAAAUUUGCGAGAGCCUAGCGCAAUCGGACGAGUGGCAGGUGGUUCAACCAAAUGCAAAAGCUAUGGGUCCUUAUGCGUACAAGGGAGACCAAUGGGUAGGUUACGACGACGAAGAUAUAGUCAAGUUAAAAGCCAAAUACGCGAACGAGAAGAACUUGGGGGGAAUUAUGUUUUGGACGAUCGACAACGACGAUUUCCGGGGCAAAUGUCACGAUCGUCCGUAUCCUCUGAUCGAAGCGGCUAAAGAGAUGCUCUUGACGGACAACUCGAAUACCGUUCAGAAGUCAAAGACAGUGGACAAUCGUAAGAAACCCAGAGCCCAAGGUGUUCAGAGCAAUACCGUAAGAAGAAAAGGUGGUAGACGAAGCACCACGACUGCAGCGCCUGCCCCGAAGAUCCGAGCGUCCUCCUCGAGACCAAAGUAUCGGACGUUUUCGCGUCCUAAAACCAGCGAAGAGGAAGAGGAGGAUCAACGAGUCGACAGACGAUCGUACGACUCAUCCUCCGACGAAGAGGAUAGCUCCGAGAGAGGAAACACGGUUAAGACUGCGAACAAAAACGAAAGACCGAGCAACAAGAAUAAAAGGAGAUCGUCGAAAGAUCGAUCGAGUUCCAAUCGGAAUCGUAGAAAGCAAGCUCGCCGCAAAGAAGAAACCAACAGCAACUCGAACGAAAGAUCGUUGAGUAAUAAACUGACUACUCCGGAACCGCCAACGACACCCGAUCCCGGGACAGAUUUCAAGUGCGAAGACGAAGGAUUCUUCCCGCAUCCCCGAGAUUGCAAGAAAUAUUUCUGGUGUUUGGAGAGCGGCCCAGGAGGUCUUGGCGUAGUAGCGCACCAGUUUACGUGUCCUUCUGGUUUGGUGUUUAACAAGGCAGCCGAUUCCUGCGAUUAUCCGCGCAACGUUGUAUGUCCCAAAUCGAAAACGUCUCAGUCGUCCGCGUCGACGACCAGAGCACCGAUAACCGCUGCCACCAGCCGUACCACUUAUCUCUAUAGCACUACGCGUCGACCAUCCCCCGAAAAACCAGACACGGAGGAAGAGUACGAGUACUACGACGAGGACGACGACGAAGUCGAAGAGGAGGAUGAAGAAGAGGGAGAGGAAGAAGAGCCUAAAACGACUACCACUCCGAAAGCGCUUUUGUAUAAAACGAUUACCAGAAACAAGCCUAGUACGACUACGACUACGAGUACGACAGAAGCGCCUACGACCACCUCGAAGGUUGGGAAAAAUGAGCCUGAGAUUACCAAUAUUGAGGACGAAGAGGAUCCUAGGGUUAUCAAAGAGCUAAUAAUGCUGAUCAAGAAAGCAGGUGGUAUAGAGCAACUAGAAAAGCAGCUGUUACUUCAAGACAAGAAUGCUGACAACAGUGCGAAUUCUGGCAGCGUAAACGCUACUCCUGCUACGAUAAGUCGCACUUUGUACGAACGUGUACUGAAUCGACAAGCUGGUAAAGUUACAAAUAAGCAACGUACUUCUACGAAUACAAAUUACGCGAAUGGGCCAGGAAGUGCGCAGUUCGAGGGAUUGGACGAGGUUCCGGAAGUGAAGAGUUUGAGGCGCUCGCAAAAACCGCAAUACGUGACCAUCGAGAGACCAAAGCCGUCUACGAAGGAACCGCCGAUCGAAGACGAGCAACUCGACGAAGAAGAAGAUCUCGAUGAAGAUAACACGGAUGUAGCUUCAUCCGAGGAACAGACUAUUAGCAAUCCUUUCUUAGCUAGCUCGACGCAGAGAGCGACGCCUAAUUAUAUCAACAUCAGACGCGCUCGACCUUCCACCUCAAGAUACGAGAACGACGUUGAGGAGAAAAAUAAGAACACGGAAGAAGAGGCGCCUAUUCCCAGCCGACGCCGGCGUCCCAGCGUGUUUCCCAAAAAUACCGAGACGAGUUCUUCCGAAAAUACCAGAGAUCAGGAAUCUCGUUCAUCCGCAAACGAAGAAAGUCCACAGACAACUAAAUCCAGGUAUGUUAGCGUUCAAAGAUUCAGAAGCACGACUUCACAUUCUACGGAGGUUGUUUCGCAAGUGGCAUCCACUAGCCAAGAACCAAUUACGGAAUCGGUCUCGAGCGAAGCGACCGAAAUCGAUCAAAAGGUGGAUACCACCACCGCGACGAGUCCAGUGAUCAACAUUUUACCUUCGAUUGGCUUAUCUUCGACACCGAACGAUAUCCUCGUCGAGUCGGAAACGGAAAAACCGAUUCCGACAACGACUCCAGAGGCUAGCUCGACUACCACCGAAUCUGUGAAACUCGUCGAGGAUUCGGCUACGGAAAUCCUCCUAACUACGGCACCAGCGAACUUGUCUACGUUGUCGGUUCCAAAUACAAGGAUCAACACCGCAUCGGUAUCUCAGCCAAGGCCUUUUAGCUUUAACCGAAGAAAUAGACCUACGACCGAGCCUACCACCACUCCGUUGCCACCGUCCAACGAUCAGACGAGGUCCAAGGUGAGUAUAUCGUCGCGAAACCAAACGCGCUCGUCCUUUUUGGUAGGACGAGAUCGAUUAAGACCGAGGCAGGAGAACGCCGGUCGAAACGAGCCGACUACUGAGAACGAGCAAAUCGAAUCUUCUCGCGGCGGCGUUGUCAAAGAGACAGCGCACACUCGUGGAAGGUCGAAAAGCAGAGGAGUGAGUAGAUACACGCCGCCGACCUUCAGAGUUAGAAACGAAGAUUCGUCCAACUCCGUAGUUAGAGAACGCAUUCGAACUACGGAACCUCCUGUUAGCACGGCCAUUGUCACGGAUGCUUCGAGAACGCGGUUCCGCCGGCCAAUUGCUAAAACCACCACCGAAUCCACCAAAGCUAACGAACUCGAGGACAGUCCUAUCGUUAGGAUCGCCCAAGGUUAUCCCAGAAGGAGCUUAUCUUCGAGAUCGAAAAACACGGUUAAAGACGAGAUAGAUAACGAUAAAAUCACCAACAUCAAGGUAUUCAAAAAGCCGACUGCAUUGAACAGAGACGUGUACGCCAGGACAAGAUAUACGAGGAAAAGAAACAACGUAGAAAUUGGUGAGUUCAAAAAGGAGACGGAAGAAAAAACAAGCGAAGCCGCGCCAGAUUUCUUCUAUUCUUCGACAUCUACUACAACAACGGACUCGAUCGUCGAUCGUUCUUUGAACGACACCACCAUACCCAUAAUUAUAACUACGACCGAACGACCGAUCGUGAAUUCCAUAGACGAAACCGAUAAAGUUUUAUCUCCAACGACGAUAUCACCGGAAACGCAAGAAACUACGAUUACUGGUUUAGAUACCGAGACGAACACCGUCGAAGCUGUUCGUACCACGGAAUUGACAAUAGAGAACGAAGUGAACACGGAGACGGACGAUCGAGUCGAUGCUAGCGAAGGGCUCGAUCAAGUCCUUACAACGACCGAUAGCGCUAUCAAAUUGCAAGAUUUUGAACCAAACGUGAUCAUCGUCCUUCCUGCGAACAAUACCGAAACGGUUAAUGAAGAGAAUAUAAACUUGGCUGUUCCGAGGCGCAGAAAAGUUUUGCUAAGAAGACGGCCCGUUACAUCGAGCACAACAGCUACAUCGCAAGCAGAACAAGAAGAAAAUAAAUUAAUUCCCCGUAGGAGGAAAGUGAUCAAGCGUGUUCGGCCGGUUCAAAGCACGGUAUCCACGGUAGAUGCUGAUUCUUCCACGGAAAAGGAUCAAAUUUUGCUUAGAUUUCGAUCUACGACUCCUAGAGAAGAUGCGACGAGUACGAUCGUUGCUGAAACGUCGGACGUUUCGACGGAAAAUUUCGGUUUGUCAACGACCGAAACUGUGACGGCAGAAACGAUCGACUUGGAUAUAACCGAUGGUUUCACAGGAGUCACUUUGGAAACGUCGACUGCAGAAACUGCGAUCAGUGACACUGGUUUCUCCGAAUCCGAUGUCGUUACGAUGGCCUCGACGAUAAUCGAUAAUGUUACCGCCGUUGUGGUCGAUUCCACGACAAGCAAGGAGGAGUGGACAGUGGAAACCGGUGCAACGGAAUCAACCACGUCAUCGAAUUUCUUAAUUAAUUUCACCGACGCGAAUGAUAUUUCGGAUGAAACGUUACCAUCGAGGAACGAACUCGACGCCCUGCCAACCACUAUUUCGCAGCUCACUACACCUUCCGCGGCUUUCCAAUCCAACCGUAGGUUAGAGACAUACAAUAGAACGUACUAUUUAGACUCCAGAUACGUGAGAAAGAAAUUUGUACGCAGGCGGCCAGUUGCUUCUUCUUCUUCUUCUUCGGAAAAUGUCACCAACGACUGGUAUCCAAAUAUAGAAACUUCGUCCCACGUGCCUUUAACUAGCGAGAGAAACGAAGUGGGUCUGUCGAAACGUAGAAAGAGCCUGUUCGUUCGUCGUAGACCGGUCUCCUCUACAACCGCGAGAACAACGGGAUUUAUCGAAGAAGAUUUCAUAGAUGAGAAUAAAUUCGGGGACGAGAAGGAAUUGCAGUUGGAAGUGCGACGUAAUGUCGAAAACGCUACUCCAAGAAUCAAUCGAGCCUACGAUGAAACCUUCUACCCUAUUACUCCAUCCGCCGCAAGAGAAUCGGAAGAAUUCUGGAACCGCUACACUACUCCAUCGACCAGUGAAAGACGUUCUCCGUUUCCGGUAACUGUACAAAGCGAAACGACACUCGAUAAAAGCUCCGCAAACGUCGACGAAUCCUCAGAAAACGAAGAAAGCCAUCGAUCGGUAUCUUUUAAUAAUCGUUCACCAGAGAUUCGCCCUCGUUAUAGAGUCCCAGAAUCGCUGAAGAAAACGGCGAGCGUGGAGGGUCUUUAUUCUCUCGAUUCGUUACCAGAGGAAUCCGGAGAAUCGAACAAUCACAAGUCUAGAUAUCAGAACUUUCGUCAACCGAGGACGCGUUACAAAUAUCGAGAGAUAACGAGGAAUCAGCGAGAAGAGAACGAAGAAUCGCUUGCAGAUGCUACGCAUUCGCCCAGCUUCGACUCCUCGACGCAGGUGAGAACGCGUUUCUACGCGAGACGUCCAGUUCCCAGCACAGAACCACCGGUCACGGAGACUCUGAUUCCAGCGAAGAAAUUCGACUACGUGGCGGAUGCUUAUAGAAGGCAACAAUCUUUACGAACGACACCGCGUAAUCAGAACGAAGAGGCAGAUUCGACUACUUGGACGAGUUUGAACGAGGAACGAGCGGAGGUUCAGAACUUCGUAGAUGGAGAUUACGUGACUACGCCUUCUUCGCAACCGCUGGUGACACGAUUGGUUACAUCCGUCGAGGAAUCGGCCACCACGGAAAGACAAAAGAUUCUGAUAAAAACGAAAUACUCUUCGUUAACGUCGAACACGAAGAUUCCCCUUCAGAUUACGAUCGCUCGAUUGGAACAUCCUGCUACUACAGCCUCCCCGAUCUCCGAUACGCUGGAAAGAUCUACGGAUUCCCUGGAUGAAUCGGAAGGGAACGAGGACGAAUCGGUGAAUGAGAUUCGCCAGGGCCAAGUCGAAAGAUCCACGUUGCCCAUAGAGGGUGAAUUUCUUCAUCAGGCACGGUUCACCACGGAAUCUCAUGAAUCGUCCACGAUCGAGAUCGAAUCGGUGUUCAACAAUUUGAUCGGCAGUAGGGACUCUACCAAGUAAUAAAACGCGUCUUCU
Bombus impatiens (common eastern bumble bee) is the source of this 6676-nucleotide messenger RNA. Its product is annotated as mucin-4. Gene Ontology annotation, molecular function: chitin binding; chitinase activity. The coding region runs from base 110 to 6661 and encodes 2183 amino acids. The record is from RefSeq and is a predicted model, not a curated record. Gene Ontology annotation, cellular component: extracellular region. Lineage: Eukaryota; Metazoa; Arthropoda; Insecta; Hymenoptera; Apidae. The transcript is spliced from 14 exons. Gene Ontology annotation, biological process: chitin catabolic process; carbohydrate metabolic process.